GAAAUUCAAUCUAUAUUAAGAUCCGAACAUGUAAAUAUUUCGUGUGAAGACACGAUGUUGUUGGAUCAGAAACCGACUCCGAACGGAUAUUUUUUAUCGUCGCUGGUGAGUAGUUGGGGCCCACCACCCAUGUGCCCUCCCUCCUCUCUCCACCAGCUACUGCCCGUUCAAUGAUUAGCUCCCUGUUCCCUCUUCUCCCCCAAAACCCCCAUUUUCUAUCUCUAAACUCCUCCAAAGUUCAAACCUACACUCACAAACCACAAAUACAUCCCCACAGUUUCUCUCUCUACUAAUUCUGCUUCACUUACGAUUCCAUUGUCGCUUCGCUUGAUCAUGUCAACUAUAGAGGGAGCCACUAAUGGAGUAUCAAAUGGCGCCAUAAUUGACCAGCAGAGGCAGCAGCCGCAGGAGAACGGCGCUCUAGUAGUGAAGAAACCGCCGUCUAAGGACCGGCACAGCAAGGUAGACGGUCGUGGACGGAGAAUUCGGAUGCCGAUUAUUUGUGCGGCCCGCGUGUUUCAGCUCACACGCGAGCUAGGUCACAAGUCCGAUGGUCAGACCAUCGAGUGGCUGCUCCGCCAGGCUGAGCCCUCAAUCAUCGCGGCCACUGGAACUGGUAUUACUCCGGCUAGUUUCUCCACGGUUUCUGUCUCUGUUCGAGGGGGAAACUCUACCUCCUUGACUUCCACCACUUCGUCCAAUCUUUCGUCCCUUGAUCACAAGCCCUUGCUUGGUCCACCGUUUAUACUCGGCAAGCGAGUUAGGACCGACGAUGAUAACGGCAAGGAUGAUGGGGGUGGUAUGACGAUGGGGCCCACCAUGGGUUCGCUAGCGGGACAAACGACUGCUGUGCCGGCAGGAGGUUUUUGGGCGUUGCAGCCACGGGCGGACUUUUGGGGCUUUGCUGCUGGACCGCCGGAGAUGGUGUCUCAACAGCAGACCCUAUUUAUGCAGCAACAGCAGGCUGCGGUUGCGGCUGCCAUGGGGGAGGCAUCGGCAGCGAGGGUCGGAAAUUACCUUCCGGGACAUCUCAAUUUAUUGGCUUCGUUGUCAGGUGGACCGGGUAGUUCAGAUCGGAGAGAGGAUGAUCCGCGUUGAUGUUUGGUACAGAGGACUGGUGGUUGCGUUGUUGGUUGGUAUAUAUAUAUAUAUGAAUAUGGUCAUGUGUAUGCUUCUUAUUAUUUCUGUGUGUGAAGAUGGGAAAGAAAGCGGAUUUUAGGGUUAGAAGUUUAGGAUUUGGAAACUUAAGUAUGAAUUAAUGCAUUCAAUUAGGGUUUGUUAGUGAUCAAUGGGAGAUUGACCAGCAUUUUGAAGUUCAAAUUGUUUACGUUUUGAGGAGGUUUUGUUGGAGGAGAGUUGGAGCAAAGCACUAUGUUUGGAGAUUGGAAAUCGCGGUACAAUUGAAAGGGUGUUGUGGGAUUUGGGGUUUUAUUUGAAUUCCGUGAUUGCCUUGUUUGUACUGUGUGGGAAUAGCAGAUGGUGCUAAGUCUGAAAUUUCUGUGUGUGUGUGUGUGGAAGAAUUAGGUAUUUCUUGUUGCUUCAAGGAAACAAUGAAUGAAUUCUGAAGUUGAAGAGAAAAUGGUUCCCUUGUUUUGUUACAGAAUUUGUUCUCUCUAAGUCAUAAUUUAGUGUGUAUUUGUAGUCAAUUCAUCAACUGCCUUGGAAUAUUUCACAGUCUGGAUUCGUUCCAAUUCUCUAUGGCCGGCAGGGAUUGUUUUCUUGGCUGCAAGUUGGAUUACCACAGAAGGUUAUUAGGUGUUUACUUUAUGAUUGGAUAUGACAGUCACAAAUUGUCUGGACUCCAUCUCUUCCAAUUUCACUGCCUUUGUUUUGGUCUGGUGAUCUCAAGAAAGAGAGGUGCUCUGUGAGAGAUGAAAGGCUCUGGAUGCCUCUCUGCAAUACCUCUGUUUUGGAAAAAUUCUUUUUAGUAUUCUUAGCCAUUUAUUCUCAGAUUUAUCUGUUGUGUGAAAAUAAUGUGUUGCAUGUACGUAGAUGGAUUGUUUUUGGGAAACUCGUUUGUUUCUUUGGAAUCCUAUUUUCUUGCUCCUUCCUUCCUGUUUGUGUGUGCACUCAAUGUAAAUAUGAACUUAUUGACUAAUAAUGUCAGUCUGCCUUGCUUUGUUUGAGUU
This is a messenger RNA of Tripterygium wilfordii, 2129 nucleotides long. RefSeq names its product transcription factor TCP7-like. The transcript has a single exon. The record is from RefSeq and is a predicted model, not a curated record. Gene Ontology annotation, molecular function: sequence-specific DNA binding; DNA-binding transcription factor activity. Lineage: Eukaryota; Viridiplantae; Streptophyta; Magnoliopsida; Celastrales; Celastraceae. Bases 334 to 1098 code for a protein of 254 amino acids. Gene Ontology annotation, biological process: regulation of circadian rhythm. Gene Ontology annotation, cellular component: nucleus.